Trypanosoma rangeli is the source of this 336-nucleotide messenger RNA. RefSeq names its product multidrug resistance protein, MATE family. NCBI's taxonomy places the organism in Eukaryota, Euglenozoa, Kinetoplastea, Trypanosomatida, Trypanosomatidae. The record is from RefSeq and is a predicted model, not a curated record. The annotation marks the transcript as partial. The transcript has a single exon.
AUGUACGGGGAGAAGACAGCGGAAAUUGCCUGUAAUUUUAAGAAGCUUGGACCCCUGUUUAUCAUUCCAUCAGUGACUUUCACGGCAUGUUCCAAAUUUGCUUUGAAUCAGCUUAAACCUCAAUUGUUCAUGACUGACUGCUGUUGUGGUCGGUUUUAUUGUGACACGUUUGUCUCAGUGCCUUUUGGCCCAGCGAGGUGUUCGUGGUGCCAUGCUGGGGGAUGGUUGUCGUGGCUGGGGUACAGCGUGCAGUACCGAUUGCUCUGGCAACGCUUUGGGGAUCGACCCGACAGACGCCAGGUAAAUUAUGUAUCAGAGAGACACUGCAGUGGGGUG